AUGUAUGUGAAAUGGUUUGAUACAGUAAUGUUUUACUAUGUGAUUUUAGUGUAUUUAGUGAAUGCCACUUUUUGUAAUUUUCAAAUUUCCCGCCGUUCCGUCCCCCCGUACGUCCCGACGUCGCAGGGGACGGAACCCAGAAGACAGAUGCCGGCAUCGGCUGGAGGACAUUGCCGGGGACACUGCAGGAGGGACAUCGGACAAGCGAAGGACAAGGUAAGUGAAACUGGGAAUCCCUGAACAACGCUGCAGGGUAAUGACGAGUGUAGCUCGGGGUUACCGCUUUUGGCACUGAUAACCCCGAGCUACACUCGGGAAUACUGCCAGGGAGGUUAAAAAAUAGACUAAAUU
Messenger RNA from Staurois parvus, 351 nucleotides. NCBI's taxonomy places the organism in Eukaryota, Metazoa, Chordata, Amphibia, Anura, Ranidae. The record is from the annotation of a GenBank genome assembly.